AUGUCCGGGCCAAACAGCUCCUCCGAAUGGUCCAUCGAAGGGAGGCGGCUGGUCCCUCUGAUGCCACGGCUGGUCCCCCAGACGGCGUUUACCGUCACGGCAAACGCCGUUGCCAACGCUGCUCUCCAGCACAAUGCUUCUCUUCCGUCUCCCGCGGAAACGGGGAGCAAAGAAAGUGACGUGGUGGUGUGCUAUUCCUACACGAGUACAACUUCCACUCCCACAUCCACUCCGGUUCCGAGCGGCAGCAUCGCCACUGUCAAGUCCCCCAGACCCGCCAGCCCGGCUUCCAACGUGGUCGUCCUGCCGAGCGGAAGCGCCGUUUACGUUAAAAGCGUGAGCUGCUCAGACGACGACGAGAAGCCCCGCAAGAGGCGCCGCACCAACUCCUCGAGCUCGUCGCCCGUCCUCCUGAAGGAGGUGCCGAAGGCCGUCACGCCGGUGACGAAAACCAUCACGGUGCCCGGCAGCCCGAAGAUGAGCAGCAUCAUGCAGAGCAUUGCCAACUCCUUGCCUCCCCACAUGUCCCCGGUGAAGAUCACCUUCACCAAGCCCUCCACGCAGACGACCAACACGACAACCCAGAAGGUGAUCAUCGUCACCACGUCUCCCAGCUCCACCUUCGUGCCCAACAUCCUGUCCAAGUCUCACAACUACGCCGCCGUCACCAAGCUCGUCCCGACCUCCGUCAUCGCCUCCACCACUCAGAAGCAGCCGGUGGUCAUCACCGCCCCCCAGUCCUCCCUGGUCAGCAGCAGCACCGGCGGCUGCUCCGCCCCCUCCUCCGCCCCCAGCACCGUGGCCGUGACCACCGUGGUGUCCUCCACGCCUUCCGUCGUGAUGUCCACCGUAGCGCAGGGCGUGUCCACGUCGGCCAUUAAGGUGGCCUCGGCCAGGCUGCCUUCUCCCAAAAGCUUGGUGGGGACGCCGACCCAGAUCCUCGCGCAGUUUCCCAAGCAGCAGCAGCCGCAACAGGUGCAGCAGCCGCAGCUGACCCAGGCUUCGACAGUCACCCAGACGCCAGCGCCACCGCAGCAGCCGCAGCCACCCCCGCCACCUCCGCAACCGUCUCCUCUGCCCCCCGGCAUCAAGCCCACCAUCCAGAUAAAGCAGGAAUCAGGGGUCAAGAUAAUCACUCAGCAGGUGCAGCCCAGCAAGAUCCUCCCCAAGCCAGUGACGGCCACCUUGCCCAGCAGCAGCAACUCCCCCAUCAUGGUGGUGAGCAGCAACGGGACGAUCAUGACGACCAAGUUGGUCACCGCCCCCACCGGGACUCAAGCGACUUACACCCGUCCGACGGUGAGCCCGUCCCUCGGAACACGUUUGACGGGCACUCCAGGGGCCGCCACGUACGUCAAGACCACCAGCGGCAGCAUCAUCACGGUCGUCCCCAAAUCGCUGGCCACCCUCGGGGGGAAGCUGAUCAGCAGUAAUAUUGUUUCCGGUAACUCCUUGAUGAAGACCUAUUUUCAACAAAAAGGAACAACCACCAAAAUCACCACCAUCCCUGUGACAUCCAAACCGAACGUGAUCGUCGUGCAAAAGACGACCGGCAAGGGCACCACCAUUCAAGGCCUCCCCGGCAAGAACGUCGUCACUACAUUGCUGAACGCUGGGGGAGAAAAAACCAUUCAGGCGGUGCCAGCCGGGGCGAAGCCAGCGAUCAUCACUGCCACCCGGCCCAUCACCAAAAUGAUCGUCACUCAGCCGAAAGGGAUCGGGUCUGCCGUUCAGCCAGCCACCAAAAUCAUCCCCACCAAAAUCGUGUACGGCCAGCAAGGAAAGACGCAGGUGCUGAUCAAGCCCAAACCGGUGACCUUCCAGGCCACGGUCGUGAGCGAGCAGACAAGGCAGCUGGUCACCGAAACCCUGCAGCAGGCGUCCCGCGUGGUGGAGGCGGGGGCCGCCACGCUGCCGGAAGUGAAGGAAGAGCCCCAGGCGUACACCGACAGCAGCUCCUCCUCCACUGAAUCCUCACAGGGGUCCCAAGGCCGUAAAUUUUCGAGGAACAUACUCACUGCUACCACCAGAGGGCAAGCGUGGCAUUCCCAGCCGGUGGUCCACGUCAUCGCCUCCCGAAGCCAGGACUGGUCCGAGCACGAGAUCGCCGUGGACUCCAGCCCCACCAUCAUCUACCAGGACGUCUCCAGCGAAUCGCAGUCCGCCACUUCGACGAUAAAAGCCCUCCUGGAGCUCCAGCAGACGACAGUGAAGGAGAAGCUGGACUCCAAGCCAAGGCAGCCGACCAUCGAUCUGAGCCAGAUGGCCGUCCCCAUUCAGAUGGCCCAGGAGAAACGCCACUCUCCGGAAAGCCCCUCCAUUGCUGUGGUGGAAUCCGAACUCGUGGCCGAAUACAUCACCACUGGUAAGCGUCCUGUAGCCUCGCCGCGUUUCUGUGAAAGCCGACCUGUUGGGGAGCUUGCUUAA
This is a messenger RNA of Heteronotia binoei (common prickly gecko), 2427 nucleotides long. Its product is annotated as BRCA2-interacting transcriptional repressor EMSY-like. The transcript has 14 exons. Gene Ontology annotation, cellular component: nucleoplasm. The coding region runs from base 1 to 2427 and encodes 808 amino acids. NCBI's taxonomy places the organism in Eukaryota, Metazoa, Chordata, Lepidosauria, Squamata, Gekkonidae. Gene Ontology annotation, biological process: regulation of DNA-templated transcription. The record is from RefSeq and is a predicted model, not a curated record.